UUUUUUUGGGGGGGGAGGGUUAGGAAUUUUACUACUUUAGUGAGAAAAAGUAACUAAUACAAUGCCCACAAGCCUUUAAUCAUUAAUAUGCUUGCACCUAAUUGACCUCUGAGCACUUCCCAAUCAUAGAAGAUUUCUACAUUAAUUCUUUUGUAUGUUUCAAAAUUCUACCUUUAGUUACUAGGCUAACAGUUACUCUAUACAAAGUCAAGGAACCUACUAAGGAUUCCCAGUUGCUAGUGAACUGGCCCGUUAAGAAUUCUUAGCUGUUGGGCUGGAGAGAUGGCUCAGUGGUUAAGAGAACUGAGUACUCUUCCAGAGGUCCUGAGUUCCAAUUCCCAGCAACCACGUGGUGGCUCACAACCAUCUGUGAUUGGAUCCGAUGCCCUCUUCUGGUAUGUCUGAGGACAGCUACAGUGUACUGUAUUAAAUAAAUAAGUAAAUCUUAAAAAAAAAAAAAAUUAGAACUGUUUGACCCUAUCUAUGACUUUCAGUGUUGGUUGCCUCUUGUAUUUCGGGGAACAGGAUCAGACAUUAAAAAGCCAGCUAAGGCUGAGAAAGGGAACUGGGCUACCAGAGUGAGAAGGGAAGGCAGUUGGUGGAGAAGAUAUGCUGAGGAGACAGUUGAGGUAGGAGAAGCUGAGCUGAGCAGAUAGGCUAGAACGGCUGUUACAGUUUGGAGCUGCUAGGAUUGGGAAAACUGGGAGGAGGGCUGGCAGGGAGUUUAGCAAACUGGUAACUGUUCUAAAACAGCUAGCGAUUUUACAUAGGGAAUGAUGCUGCCCACAUUCAGAAUGGGUCUUCCCUCCUCAGUUCAACCUCUCUGGAAAUGCCCUCAAAGACAUGGGAGGUAUAUAUCACCCAGGUGAUUCUAAAUAUUGUCAAGCUUAUAAUCAGGAUUAACUAUUAUAAGUCACCCUUUGCAUGAUACUCAAACAUAUUUUUAAGUCAUAACUUUCUGCCUCUGGACUCCAUAGGCUUAUGCCCACCUUAAUGCUAACUGCAUGCAUUUCAAUAUCAAAUUUCAAAACUGUUAAAAAUUCCAAUGUCUCUUCGUACUCUGAACCACCAGAGAGUUAAAAAACAAGUUCUAUACUUCCCAUAUACAAUGGUACAGAAUUUAAAAAAUCCCUAUCAAAAGAAAAGAAUGGGAACAUAGCAAGGACAGUGUGGUUCUACAUUUCGCCUUACCAGUGGGGACCUCCUCUCAGGCAGACAAAAUGAGAGGUGUCCUCACUGCCAUCAGGGUGUGAGAAUGGCAGAAAGCAGCCUAAUAUGGAGACCCCAACCCGGGUAAGAAACGAGACAGGCUGAGGCCAAGGAGGUAGGGGUUCUUAAACUCCUGGGCAUCCAGUGGCCACUGGGAACCUCAUGGAGUCAGAACGAGGGGGCCACACAGGCCAGCAACAAGCCUGGGGGUGAGGAUGGGAGGACUCUGGCUUAGCUUAGGGGUGAAUGCCCGGAUGGUGGUUCUUGUUGAGAGAGACAGUCCUUGCUUGUUCAAACUUUAUUUCUUUUUCACCUUGGAAAAUGGGUGCAUGUGAUUUACUGAGGGUGGACCAGAGAUUAAAUACCUUUUGCAGGAAGGAAUGUCCAGGAAGGGACACUUACUGGCCAACCCAUCGAUACCCCAUUAGCAUGGAGAACUGUAUUGUGUUCUGUGCUGUUCAUGUGGGGCGUUGUGGUCAUGGGCUCCAGGACAGGAACAGGGUUGGCAGUAGAUAACAACACCUACCAUCCUCAGAUGCAGAAGUACUUGGGUUUCUGAAUCGGCUCAGUCUUCCCCGUUUUUGUCUGGUGAUAUGGUUCCACUUGCCCUGUAGGACAGAUCAGGCUUUUAAAGCAAGGCUGAAGACCCAAACCAAACACCCAGACCUGAAGCUCUAUUUGUUGUCUGGAGAUCUCGAUAGCAUCACAUGUGUGGGAGCUUGAUUGAAAUGGCAUCCCCUAUUUUGGGCAUUUGAAUACUUGGUCUCCAGUUGGUGAUGUUCUUUGGGAAGUUAUAGGAGGUGUGCUCCUGUUGGAAGAGUAUGUCACUUACGGCGAGCUUCAAGAGUUGAAGACUCUGGAAGUUGAAGUAUGCUUUCUGCCUAUAGUUCGAGAUAGCCCUCCAGCCUGCCUGCUGCCAUGCUUUGCCCCUGUGAGAGUGAUAGACUCUUACCCUUCUAGAACCAUAAGCCAUAACCCUUCUUUGUGUAAGUUGCCUUGGUCCGUGGUAUUCUAUCACAGCAAUGCAAAAGUAUCUAAUGCAGAACAGAAUUCAAUACCAGGGGUGGCCUAGUGCUGUGGAGAACCUGAACAUGUGGGGUCUGGGUGGGAUGUGGAAGGCUUUGGAACAUUGUACUACAUAAGCCAUAGAAUGCUGUAACAGGGCUCACCAGCUCAUCCUAGUAGGAGCUUGGAAGGCAGUGCAGAGAGCUUUGCAGACAAUGGAGGCCCAGCUCAAGAGGUUUAGAAGCAAUGUUAACAACUGGGUUAGAAAACAUUCCUAUGCGUUUGGAGGUUGGGGCUGUUUUCUGCCCAUGUUCUAAAAACCUACCUGAGGCUAAAUUUAAAAGUAAUGGACCAAUUUCUUUGACAGAGAAUUCAAGAUAGCCUAAUAUUUACUUUGUCAUGCAGUUAUUAGUAGUCUUAAGUAAAUCUACAAGGAAAAAGAACAACUGGGCAAAAGGAAAACAUACUUUUUGAAAAGGAAAAAAGGUGCCAGGAGACUUACUAUUUCAGCUAAUGCUGUGAGAUAUAAGGAGAUUAUACCUGAUCUAUACUGAAGUAAAGGAAGGGACACAAAUUCGUGAAUAGAAAAGGCCUAUCUAAGCAUCUAAGCAAUAUUCUGCUCCUAGAAAGGAUAAACAGAAGCUUCUGUAUUUAAAGGGGCCAAGUAUCUAUCUCAAACUGAUAGCCAAACUUGGUUGUCUAUGUGAACAUGGCUUUUAGAGUCACAGAGGAUAAUAGAAUCUUCCACAGUUUCAGAGAGUCAAUGAGGCUGACAAGGGUGUCUGUGAUGGUUUGCAUAUGCUUGGCCCAGGGAGUGGCACUGUUAGAAGGUGUGGCCUUGUUGGAGGACGUGUGUCACUGUGGGGUGGGCUUGGGGAGACCCUCCUCCUAGCUGCUCCUCAGUCUGUUCCUGGCUUCCUUUGGGUGAAGAUGUAGAACUCAGCUCCUCCUGCUGCCAUGUUCCUGCCUUGAUGAUAAACUCUUAAGGUUCAGAGGUUCAGGACUAAACCUCUGAACCUGUAAGCCAGCCCCCAUGAAAUGUUGUCCUUUAUAAAACUUGUGUUGGGGAGCUGGAGAGAUGGCUCAGUGGUUAAGAGCACUGGUUGCUCUUCCAGAGGUCCUAAGUUCAAAUCUCAGCAACCACAUGGUGGCUCACAACCAUCUGUAAUGUGAUCCAAUGCCCUCCUCUGGUUUCCUCUGAAAACAGCUACAGUGUUCUUAUGUAUAAUAAAUAAAUAAUAAAAAAAAAAAAACAACUUGUGUUGAUCAUGGUGUCUGUUCACAACAAUAAAACUCUAAGACAAAAGUCCUCACUUAGAGAGCAUUGUUUGAAGCUGUGAAAGUAAAGUUCUGUUGUGUUGGAGAUCCCAAAAUUUUGGAGCUGUCAGAGCCAUGGGACAUCUCUCCUUAGAGUUGUGUACAGGGGAUGAAACCAGCCCAAGAGACUAAAGUUACCAGUAGCAGCACUGGAAGGAAGGGCAGAGUGAUCUAAGUCAGCCCUUUGACAUGAGGCAUGGAAAUACCUCAUGAGGCAUGAAGUUUGUCCCGCUGAGUUUCCAUCUGUCUUCCUUGGGUCUAGUAUUCUCACUAUGCCCCGAUUCCUCCUUUUGGUAUAGUAAUGUAUAUUUUGUGCCAUUGUAUUUUGGAAGUAAAUUGCUUUUUUCUAUUUUACCGGAGGGUUACAAUUAAGAGAUUCUGGAGUCUGACAUGAGACUCUGGACUUUUAAGCAGCAUUGAGACUAAAAGACUAAGAAGUCUUCUGAAUCUUCGUAUUCCCUGAAUAUCUUUUGUGUUAUGAUAUGGCCACAAGUCUGUAGCGGCCAGGGCGUGGAAUGUGGUGGUUUGAAUGCUACAUGCCCCUCCAUAAUGCUGGGCAUUUGAACACUUGGUGCCCAGUUUGUGGCACUGUUUCGAUAGGAUUAGAGAGUGGUCUUGACGGAGGGAGUAUGUCACUAGAAGUUGGCUUUGAAAUUACAGAAGCCAUGUGUCAUUUCCAGUUUGCUUUCUGUUUCCAGCUUAAGGUUCAAGAUGUGUGUUCUCAGCAGCUCCCCACUGUGAGGGAGAUAGUCUUAUCCUUCUGGAACCAUAAGCCCCAAAUAAACACUUUCUUCUCUAAGUUGUGUUGGUCAUGGUGUCUUAGCACAAUAGAAAAGUAACUAAGAUAGUCUAGAUUGUAACAGCCUUGAGUAGUCCCUUCCCUCCAGGUUGGCCUGCCGCAUAUGUGACCUUGCUCUUGGCCAGCUUUCUUAGGUGGGCAUCCAUCCCUAUAGUCCUGGAUAUCUCUGUUGUAGAUGGCUUCACCUGCAUGGCUUUUGUACUAUGACCUCUUAGGGCCACCUUGUAGCUACUCUAACCCUGACACACAAUUGCCUGGCCUUAGUGGCCAUGGUGCUAGCCUCAUAAUGCUGUCUUGUCUUGCAUACCUGCAAAAGUAGUGCUGUUUGAAUAAUGACGCAGGCUCUGCUGCCAGCUUCAGGAGUAGCUGGUCCCCUACACCACAGCUAUGACUUCCAUGCAGCAUGGCCAUUCAAGCUGAGAACACUCUUUCCUAGGCAUGUCGGGGUUUUGUUUUUGUUUUUUGUUGUUGUUCUUGCGGGGUUUUGUUUUUGUUUUUUGUUGUUGUUCUUGUUUGUUUUUGAUCAGGAGACCUCUUCUUCAUUCCAGUUCACGCUCUCUCUUCAGUUAAAAAUGCAUCUUUCAUAAUAGUCUUCAACAGGCAGAAAUGAUGAUCUUAAUCAUGGACACCUUUCCUGUUAAUGUCAUUACAGGAAGCAGAGUUUCUCUUUAAAAGCACCAGUCUCUAACAAUCGCAGCUGCUGUCUUCACGUGUGUCUUUUCUGCAUCUUUACUUUUAUGAUGUGUGUGUUGCAUGAUGGGUUACCAUGAGGUCAUGCCAUAGCAUACAUUCGGAGUACUGGAUGAAUGAAUACACCUCAUCUAUCGGAAUUGGAGUUUUUCAUUCUGGAAUUGAAGUAUAUGGCAGAGAAUUCGCUUAUGGUGGCCAUCCUUAUCCUUUUUCUGGAAUAUUUGAAAUUUCCCCAGGAAAUGCUGCUGAGCUAGGAGAAACAUUUAAAUUUAAAGAAGCUGUUGUUCUAGGGAGUACGGACUUCCUGGAAGAUGACAUAGAAAAGAUUGUGGAAGAGCUGGGGAAAGAGUACAAAGGCAACGCCUACCAUCUGAUGCACAAGAACUGCAACCACUUCUCCUCCGCCCUGUCAGAGAUUCUCUGUGGGAAAGAGAUUCCUCGCUGGAUCAACCGGCUGGCCUACUUCAGCUCCUGUAUACCCUUUCUACAGAGUUGCCUCCCAAAGGAGUGGCUCACUCCUGCGGCACUGCAGUCUAGUGUCAGCCAAGAACUCCAGGAUGAACUGGAAGAAGCAGAGGACGCAGCCGCAUCCACUGCCAUGGCAAGUGCUGCAGCUGGAGGCAGAACUGGGCGUCACACUAAACUAUAAUUAUGAUCUCUGCCGUCUGCCUUCAGAACGGUCUCUGGCAGUUGAGUGUCACUAGAGAAAAAGAAAAUAGAGUAAAUGUCCUUUGGAUAUUUUGUAUGCAAAGAUGGCUCUCCCCCAAAUCCCAGUUUUUCAGCUCAGGAUUAUAUUUGUAAUCAAAAACAAAAAAGAAAAAAAAUCACUCGGCACAGGAGGGAGAACUUCGUACGAAGCUGCCCUCUUCUCUUUUCUUUUUAACCCACUUGUAAAUUUGGAUUCACUUCCUCUGUUUUAUACGAGCUCUGUUAAAUUACGUUUACAGUAUUUUGUACCACUGUUUACAAAUCUUGCAUGGACUUCUGCCACCGUGAAGGAAGAGUAUCCUCCUCUUCAGACGUGAGGCAGACCAUCUCUGUACACUUCCUGACAGCUGCAGAGCCACGGCCUAAUAGUGGGCACAAGAGAAGGCUCUCACGACUGCAGGUCUCAUCACCUGCUCACAGGCUGUCCCUUAGAGUCCCAUUUGGCACCCAGACACAGGAGUGCCAGCUGGCCUCAUGUGAAGGAGCACACAUGGCCAGAGGGCUCCUUGGGCCCCAGGUCAGCUCCUUUCCACACCUCCUUCCUGUUCCGAGCAGCACAUUCCCCAAGGUGCCCAUGGAGCAACUGGUUUCAUCCCAAACACACCUGCUCAGCAGGGGGGGGGUGUCGUGUCUGCCGGCUAGAUGCCUCUGACCCUUUAAUGAAGAUGUGUUCAUGGAAGACACUCUUAUAACGAUGAGUGGUUUGCACAUGUCUUACAGAGGGGCCUCAUUUUUACUUUAGUACAUUCUAAACUCCUCCCUGUACAGGAUAUUUUUGGUGGGCUGGGAGUAUCCUAACCUAGCUUCCUGAGCAGCAGUCUAAACUGACAUUAAACUGCUUUUUAACUAGCCAGACUACCUUUUAUACUGGACAUUGAAAACUAGAAUCUGAAACACACCUAACAUUUAAUACUUGUGUACACCAUAUCAGAAAUGGCUUGUUGGAGUUUUAGUUCAUGGGGGAGUGGUUGCACCUCAUAAUAGAGAUUCUAUUUUCAUUGAUAACUUGUUAAAAAUCAUAUUUUUGUGUCUUAAAUUCAUCUUUUUAUGUUCUCAAUGUACAUCUCUUACAUAACAUACCCUUAGGAGGAAGUUGUGCUACAGAUAAGUCUUUAGCAAGGAAGUCAUCUGUUAGAGUCCAACCCCCAGUGAGCCUUGGAUGUAGAACCAAUCAUUACGUCACAAUCAAUGUUCUGCCUUAAGAGUGAGUGUGUAAGUGGAUGCAACAUAGGAACAUCCCAGGUACUGACUGCAGCUUCCGAUGCAAGGUUAGUGUGGGAGCCACAGUCUGUGUGAGGACGAUACAUGUCUUUGAGUAAAUGACAUCUUUAACUUUGCCAUGAGCUGAUUUUGAUUGAUACUUAUUAACGUAAGCACACUCUCUUUAUAGGGAAAGUAAACCUUGGGUUAUUUGACACUUUGUGCUGUUUGACUGUUCCGUUCCAGAGAAGAAAGUUGCUGCAGGUUACUCUGCCAGGGGGCGGGGGGGGGGUGCAUUUGUUUUAGGAAACGUGCAGCAAGACAGGAUUGUGGGAUUGUGGUCUUUAUGAAGAGUUGACGUAGUUCAGUUCUGAAAAGAAGACUGAGGACAAGACACUAAUGCUCCCAAGAGGUGUUCACUACAAAAGCCCAAGCCCUCAGCCCAGCUUAGUAGGAGUUGACUUGGGGUUUUCUGUUUGUUUGUUUUAUUAAUCGUGUGGAUCAUGGUGUUUCUAUGAGAUAUAAAAAUGUUUUGACCCAAGGGAAUGGCCCCUCAGUUAGACAUUUCUCGGUAAAUAGCCAGGAACAUCUCUCUGCUCACCCAUAGUUCAGCAGCUCAGCACACACACGAGUGACUUGCUGUUCUCACACCUGACUGUGAUAUUUGCAAUUUGAAGUAGUGUAAAAGUCUUGUAGGAGAUAAACAGCGUGUGUGCAGGUCACCUGAGAGUCAGGACACACGAUUCUUUGCACUUUAGUGUACCUGAGGUUAAGAGGAAGAGAAUCUCAUUUAGUGAAACCUUCUCUACAGUGCAAAUUAAGAAUGGGUUAAUUAACUUUGCUUGUCUUGCCCUCAGAAGAAACAAUCUUGUUCUCAGCAUGAACUCCUAAGAAAACCCCUAAGUCAGAACCCGAGUCAUGAAUUCACAUGUGAUCCCGGGAGUCAGAUACAGCUUUUGUAGUUGCAACCAAGUGAACUGUUUCUCCUGGUAGGUGUUCAAACAGUAAUAGCAGUGAAAGAUCAGGUAGCUGGGUUCUGGUGCUUGUUUUAAAUACGCUUGGGCUUUUAAAUCCUCACUGGGGGCAUUGGCUUUAGAUUGUGGCUUAUGGGGCUGUGGAAGGCGGUGAUUGUCCUCGAGGCCUGACCUCCAGCCAACUCUUGCUCUGACUCACAGCAAUAGCAUAGCUACCCAUCACCAGCAUCUUACAGAGCAGGGAACCCCAGGUUUAGUCCAUCGAUAGAUAGCCUGGUGCGUCUGUGUGCGUGUGUGCAUGUGCGUGUGUGUGUGUGUGUGUGUGUGUGUGUGUGUGUGUGUGUGUGUGUGGUCAGGCACCGCAGACAGCAGCAGGACUCUUUCCCAUGGCUUCUUCCAUCAGAAGACGGGUAGAAACACGUUCACUGCUUCUCAGCUCUAACCAUUGUGUCGUCCUGUGGCUCCAUUAUGUCUUUACUGCAGCUUUGGUGUAUGCUGUUUUCCUUAAAUGACUAAUUUUAAAAGUUAGUUUUUUCAGCAGUGGCCAUCCCAUUUGGGCCAGUAUGGUUUGAAAGUGUUGCUUGGUUGUUAGACUUUCGUUGUCUGCUUGGUCUGUUCACACACAUCUCCGCUGUCAACAAGUGGGACGGCUGUCAACAAAUCUUCAUGGACCUGAAGAGAAUUUCUGUGAGGAUGACUGCAAGUGUACUGUCACUCACAGUGUCUCUAAAACACCAAGAGCUCUCCCUCCCUUUUGCUACCUUGAUAUAGCAUUGGGUUAUCAUGUCACAACAUUGGAAUACAUCGAUUUAUUAAAAACUACUUUUAUAAGAAAUGUUUAUAGUUCUUUGUGACCUCUAAGAGACACCACUGUUCUGUAUUUGUGCUGGGAAGGGGUUAUUUGUACAAUCCAAGAAUUCCAUCUGCUCUGCGGGAGUGGGCCAGGUUCCUCUGUCACGCCUUGUAUCCACAGCUUCCCUUGCUCAAACAGUAAGGACUCUUGGGCUCCGUCCCUGGGCCAACACAUUGGCCAUCAGAGAGCGCACAGGCAGCAAGUGGCAGCCCAGAUUUCUGGGGAAUGGAGGCAGAGUGCUGACUGGAAGACUCUCCCCACCUUUCAGCAUUAAGUGGGAGCCUGAGUGCUGAUGCUCACUUCCUGUUAGCCUCUGCUGUGUGGCACUUCCUGUUAGCCUCUGCUGUGUGGUACUUACUGUUAGCCUCUGCUGUUUAGCACCUCAAACCUGAAACUUUGCCUCUCACCUCCAUUGGCCCUUUGUACCUAGCUCAGUAUUUACCUCCACUAAUUUAAGUUUUUCCCUAAAAUUGUUAACAAGUAAAUGAAUAGUAAUUUAAUGAUCCAACAAGGGUUGUCCACUCUUCGCCAAAUAAGAGUGAUCUACUGUAACCAGGCUGUUCUCACCUCAGGGACAUCCGUGGGUCUCUUAACACCGUAAUCUCCUAAUAGACUCAGAUCUGCUAAAAACAACCUAAGGGUCUUCCCUAUAAAGAGAGUGCCAGUAAUACUGGAGACAGUUUUUUUUAAUUGUCCCUGUUUGCCCAUGUUUAGGCCUUGCUCUGACUUCAGGAGUCUGCGCUAAGGAUGAUUAAUGACUUCUUAUGCUCUCUAAGAGAUAAUUUAGUAGCAAAUAGCUUUUCUUCAUAUUGAAACAAAACAGAACACUAAAGAAAUCUUCACUGGCUUGGUUAUUUUCAGAGACCAGAUAAGCCUCGAUGUGCUCUGAAGAUCUGCCCUGGCUGGCAAGAAUUUCACAAUCCCACUUGGGAGUGACUCCGUCCCGUGCUCUGAGGCAAGGAAUAGUUAGGGCUGCCAUCUCCAAGCCUUCUCUGGCCUUCACACUGGGAAGCACUCACUCUGAUCCACAGGGGGCCUCCAAUUGGAGGAAGACAUUGUCUGUCUCCUUGUUUUCUCUCAUCUCCCAAACUCAGGCAGGCAGUGGGAUUUAUCAUCAGGACAGCCUACAUUGCUUCUGAAGCCCUCAACCUAUCUCAGGCUACCUUUAGGCCCUAUGUGAGCCAGAGGGCUUAGGUAUGGUUGCCCAGGUUGCUAAGCCAGACUCCUCAAGGCAGCUUGACUGUCCUGAAUACACAUGUGGUGUAAAUUAAGGAAGGCAGCUGGAACUGGAGUGGCGGUCUGGCUCUUAGGAACACUGGCUGUUCUUCAGAGGACCUAGGUUCCUGUAAUUCCAGAUCUGGGGGAUCUGAUGGCCUCUUCUGGCCUCUCUGGCCUCAUAUUAUACACAGAGACAUGCAGGCAAAACACUCAUUAAAAAAAAAUUAAGGCAUUUUGGUGUACCUGGGGGUGCUCAGUCUAGGUGACUACUUACCCUCAAACCUGGGCUGGAACUUUCCAAUGGCAAAGCUGGAAUAUGCUCUAAGGGAGCAGAAGCUGCCAGAGUUGGCCAUCAGGAAAGGUACAAAAUGCAUGCCUUCCUCUUCUGUCAGCAUCUGUAAACAGACACCACAGGAGUACCCUAGUGUGGCCUCCAACUUGUUUAAAAAGAAAAAACAAAAACCUACCUUAUAUUGAGGACAAUGAAAAAGGGAAGUCCUUUUGUUCUACCUCUGCCCUGAGUCGGGGCUGCCGUGGGUCACGUAAAUACAUUUCAUUUAUCACGACAUCCUGUGCUUCACAAAGACAGUGGAGAGGUCAUUCAGCCUAAGAUCACACAGAUUUCCUGGAUAAAGUGAAUGGUGGGAAAGGCUGAUGCUAUGUGUGUUGGCGUUAAGUUCCUGUCCACAGUCUGGAGAGGUGAACCUCUGAAGGGCUUAGUCAUGGGUCCCCCUCAGAAUCAGUAGAGGUGGAGGGAGGAUUUUCCAAGUUUUUAAUGAGUUUGAGUCAACCCUACAAACUAUUCAAGGAGGAACCACAAAGUAAAACAUGGACUCAAGGACUUCAGAGACUUACCUAGAUGCCUCUAAACACCGGGCUGAAGCCAGGCUGUUCUGUCCUAGAACCACCUUGAGCUGUCAGGAACAAGUCCAUCAACCAACCAUUCAUGGCGAAGACCCAAACUGCCCAAACUGCCAUCCCCAGGGACCUUGCACAUAGCCUCGUGUGUUACUGUUCACCAUUACUGUCCCUUCUGACACUUCCAACAUGACAGACAAAAAUGCUUUAGUGGGUGACACUUUUUUUUUUAAGAUUUAUUUGUUUUAUGUAAAUGAAGAGAGCACCAGAUCCCAUUAGAGAUGAUUGUGAGCCACCAUGUGGUUGCUGGGAAUUGAACUCAGGACCUCUGGAAGAGCAGCUAGUGCUCUUAACCACUGAGCCAUCUCCCUAGCCCGGGUGACACUUUUCAAGAAGUACCUCUCAGCCACACCUUGUGUCUUGAGAAGCCCUCUGGACCUCUGUUCUCUAUUUCCAUUGUUGUUUCUGACAUUUCUCCACUACAGAACCUUCAGCCCUGCCAGGUGCCACCUGCUACUUCACACUCUUCUGCUCACUGUCUUCCUCCACAGCUGUUUCCUGUCCUCAUUCCCAGUGACCACAUCCACACAGAUGGCAAGUGCUAUUUGCCUCUGUCAUCUUGUCACCUUGCCCUCUAGCUGCCAGCACCUCCCACUCCUCAAUCGUCAUGUCCAUAGUUAUUCUAUCCACACACAUUUCACCAUCAUUCCCCAGUCGAUAACAUCCACCACUGUCCCAGUCUUAGACCUGAGACCUAUUAUAGGGAUGUUCUAGACCACUUCUAAAAUUGUUAUUUCAAGACAGGGUUUCUCAGUGUAACCUUAGCUGUUCUGGAACUCCCUUUGUUGACGAGCCUGGCCUUGAACUCAGAGAUCCAUCUGCUCUGCCUCCCAAGUGCUGGGAUUAAAGGCAUACAUCACCAUGCUUGGCCAGUUCUGGAAUCUUCAUUCCAAGCAUUUCUGGCCAUUACCUUUAGGUUUACCCCAAUCCACUUCUCUAUAAGGAAUCAUUGGCCUUUGCAGGAUCCCAAAGCCAUUAAAUCUUGUACUUAAAAAUGUCUCCUCUCUAACCCACCUAUCUCUCCUCUCACUCAAACCAAAUCUGAUUGCCAGCAACUAAGUCAUUUCCUCCUCUGGUCCCUCCACCACUUACUUCAAUGUCCCUUUAUUAAAAUUUUCUGGCAAGCUAACCUGAUUGGGAUGUAGACUAUAUCAGAGUCUGGCUGCUGAUGCUGCAUGUGUUAGCUUGACUUUGUUUCUGUACAUAAAGCAGUGAGUGGUCACUCACACUGCACCAUGGUCUACUCUUGGUCCCUUGGAAGUCAGCUUCCCACAUAUAUCUCAGUUGAGACCCUCACUUGACGCCUCAGUAAAAGAUGUUAGGUCACUUGGCCUCUGGUCUCCUAAUCUAAAGUCUGUAUCCAGAGACACUGUGCUACCAUAGGGGGUGCUUGCUACUUUUGUAAAACACCCCUCCCUCACCUCUCCAGGCUGUACCUCUAACAAUUAUUCCCUGUUCCUCAACAGCGCAUUUCCUCUCUCCUGUCAGCAGCUAUUAUGUUCCCUGGAGACCUGCUAUGACAAAAUGGAUCCUCUCCAUCUCCACAAUCAGAAUUUUCCAACUCCAUGUCCCAUUCACUAUUUUGAAAAUCACUUUGAUUUUGAGUGACGGAUACAAUAGAGUUUAGGGCUUCGAGUGUAGUUCCCAGGGUAACAAGUGGUAGUGCCCUUGACGAGUGUAUGCAAGGCCCCAGAGUUCAUCCCAGCACUGUUUGAAAAGUAAGGGCGUGGAGAAAGGCUGUAUAUAAUGUAUGUGAACCAUUUAAAGGACGAUGGAAUGAACAGCAUCCUGUACCCACCACUCAGCUUAGAUAACAGACCUGGAGAACAUGUCUAGGCCCCUCCCCCAUUACUACUCUUCCUUCCACCAGAAGAGGAACCAACAUCCUGAAGUUUGUGUACAUUGUCCCUUUGGUCUUCUUUUUCUUGAUGGUUUUAUCUCCUGCAUAUGCCUAUUUUUGAGCUUUGUAUAAAUUUAACUCAUAUAUACCAUGGUUUUUAAAGUCUCUAUUUUUAUAAUUCAUGCAUAUUUAAUAUGUAUAGUUCUAUCUCUUUCCACUACUGUAUUCUACUGUAUUCUACAAGCACACCAUGAUUCUGUUUAUACAUUUUCCCUUUGGCGGACAUUUGAACAGUUGCAGCUUUCUCACUGAUAAGCAAUACUUUGUGAAUGCUGUAAGGUGUGUAUGUGCUGUGAGGAUCUCUCUAGGAACUGCUAGGAAUGUGUGUGUUCAAACUUAUCGAUGUCAAAGAACAAUAGAGUCUUUAUUACACCUUUAUUAAAUAAAAUCCUGUUCAGCCCUCUC
Rattus norvegicus (Norway rat) is the source of this 13196-nucleotide messenger RNA. NCBI's taxonomy places the organism in Eukaryota, Metazoa, Chordata, Mammalia, Rodentia, Muridae. The record is from RefSeq and is a predicted model, not a curated record.